Ambispora gerdemannii is the source of this 1464-nucleotide messenger RNA. The record is from the annotation of a GenBank genome assembly. NCBI's taxonomy places the organism in Eukaryota, Fungi, Glomeromycota, Glomeromycetes, Archaeosporales, Ambisporaceae.
AUGAUGAUUGAAACAUUAGAAAAUCAAUUAAAUCAAGAUAUUGCUCGACUUUAUCAAGAAGCAGAUGAUUACAACGUAAAAAUAACGGUCGGAGAGGAACCAAAUGAACAAACUUUUUUUGCACAUUCCGUUAUACUACGUGCAAGGUCUCCGUUUUUUCGUGCAGCCUUAUCACAUAAAUGGCGAAAUACGCAAGAUUCCGAAGAUAAAAUCACAUUAUCUAAACCAAAUAUUCACCCAAAAAUAUUUAGAAUUAUUUUAAAAUAUUUGUACACAGGCACGAUAAUAUUUUAUCAAAAAAAUAAUGAUUAUACAUCAUUAUUGAUUGCUGCGGAUGAGCUUGCAUUAACAUCACUUGUCGACUACGUUCAGGAUCACAUAAUAAACGAGGAUAUAAAAUGGUUACAAAAGCAACUUGUGCAAGUAUUCCAACUUUGUUCGCGGUAUGAAACGUUCUCAAAGCUUCGGGAAUAUUGUGUGCAAACAAUUUCUGGGAAUCCAACAAGUUUCUUUAAGUCGCCGCAUUUUUUGAAUCUUGAGGAGAGUGCACUGAUUGAUUUGUUGAAACGAAGUGAUUUGGCCAUGGAAGAAAUUGAUGUAUGGGAUGAAGUAAUUCGAUGGGGGAUAGCACAACAGCCGAAUCUAAUCAAUUCGGAUGUUAGUCAAUGGACAAGCGCCCAAUUUAUGCAGCUAAAGAAAACAGUAAGAGAGUGUAUUCCACACAUAAGGUUUCUACAAAUAGUGCCGACGGAUUAUCACAGCAAAAUCAUUCCAUUCGCCGAAAUACUACCCGAUGAAUUAAAACGAAAAUUAACCGACCAUUUCGAGACUAACAGAACUUCGCCGCCACCUGCAUCUCCCGCUUCACCUGGUAGUAAACUAGUCGUCGCAUCACCCUCAUCUUCUACGAGUACCUUGAUAGAUUCAACGAUAAUUAAUAGAAAACAUUCAGCCUUAAUAUCACAUUGGAUUGAUGGUAAGGAAGGUGAACCGGAUUCUUAUCGAUAUUGUUAUCAUGACUUCAAACUUUUAUAUCGGGGAACACGAGAUGGAUUCGACGUGCGAGAAUUUCACGCGAGAUGUGACCGACACGGACCAACCGUUGUCGUCAUCAAAGUUGCUGACACGGAUGACAUCAUUGGUGGAUAUAAUCCAUGUUCUUGGAGUUCAUCCGGGUACUACAAAAAUACCACUCGCAGUUUUAUCUUUUCAUUGGGUGCUGGAUUAAACACAAAAGAUGCAAUAUUGAGUCGUGUUGUUGUACGACAAAGUUCAUUUGCGAUUUGUGAUUACGGAGUGGGAAAUUUGGAAGAUUCUGUUGGGUUUGGUGCUGGUGAUCUUCCUUUGUUCGGCUUCAAAUCGAAACGAACGUCUUAUCAGAGGCAAGUAAUUUCAUCACAAUCGUUUAGUAUCGCCGAAUUCGAAGUUUUCCAAGUCAUUAGACGAAUUGAUAAUUCUCCUUGA